Messenger RNA from Lacerta agilis (Sand lizard), 2911 nucleotides. RefSeq names its product TRPM8 channel-associated factor 2-like. The transcript is spliced from 7 exons. The coding region runs from base 29 to 2779 and encodes 916 amino acids. Lineage: Eukaryota; Metazoa; Chordata; Lepidosauria; Squamata; Lacertidae. The record is from RefSeq and is a predicted model, not a curated record.
AUUCAACGACCCAUUCCAAACAUCUGACAUGGAUUUCAAAAAUUCUUAUGCAACUCUAGUUAAGGGUGUUCCUUCUUUUGACUUUAGUGGAGGGUUCCAGCCUGGUGAGCUUCUCCUUACAGGAGAUAAAGCUUUUCCCGUCCUUGUGAGUGCAAAUGGGCAGGUGCUAAUUGCUGGAUCCCAAUAUGGGAAGGGGCGCAUGGUAGUUGUCUCCCAUGAAGAUGUUCUGAAAACUCCCCAGUUCUUGCCAUUCAUUAGAAAUGUUUUGCAGUGGCUCAAGCCCUCAGUGGCAUCGCAGGUGGGUGUCCAUGCAAGCUUGGAUUCCCUCUCUCAAAUGCUCCUCCGUGAUGGUGUGAAAGUGCAGGUAGGGGCAGCGGUGGGGUCUUCCCUAGGGGUCUACUGCACAGAUGCCUAUGAGGAGGUGCACGCAGAUGACCUUGUGCAGUUUGUGAAGAGAGGUGGGGGCCUGCUUAUUGCAGGGCAGGCCUGGCACUGGGCAAGUCAACAUGGCAUGAAGAACGUGCUGCUUGGGUUUCCUGGCAACCGGGUGGCGAGUGUGGCUGGUGUGUACUUCACUGGCAACGUUGGAGGCAAUGGGGUCUUCCCUGUGUCCGCACAAAUGCCGAGGAUUCCACUUAUCACCCAGCAUGGAUUAGAUAUCCAAAGUGAUUUAACAGCUCUUCUCAAUGGAGUGAAAGAAUUCAAGAUACAGGAUGGUGUUCCAUCUCAGCUGCUAAUCCACGGAGUCUUGGCAUUUCCAGUUGCCAUAGAUGAUGCUCAGCAGUCAUUUCUUGCAGCUGCCCACUAUGGGAGGGGACGGGUUAUUGUAAGUGCUCAUGAAAACCUGUUUACCACACCAUCAAUGAAACCUUUCAUCCUCAAUGCAAUCCGGUGGCUUAGUUCUGGGAAGGGAGGAAAGGUUGGUGUUGGAGAUUAUCUAGAGGACCUUUACUCCAUGCUAGAUCAAGCGAAGAUCCCAUGUGAGCUAACAGACCUUAAAGAUGGCCUCAGUGUGUAUUGCUGUACAGCCUACUAUGACACAGAGGUGGAAAAAAUCCAAGAGUUUGUCUCUGAAGGAGGUGGUCUCCUGAUUGGCGGACAAGCCUGGUCAAGUGCUGAUGAAAAUACUGGUUCCAGCAUUAUUGCUGAGUUUCCAGGAAACAAAAUACUGGAGAAAUUUGGAAUUGGGAUCCUUGGAGAUCCCAUCAGCUCAUCUGAUGAAAGCUUCCCAGCUAGACAAGCCAGAGAAGUUGCUUUGGCAUAUCACUUCCGGAAUGCGUUCUUUCAGUUCCAGCAACACAUUCAGAACCGUCAAGCUCUGAAGUCGCCCUAUUCCUCAUGGCUUAAGAAGCUAGGACAAGAUUUGGUUACACUGAUAAAGAUCCCAGCUGCUGACUCCCCUACUAUAUUCUCUGUGCACGAAGAUCUGAUGGAGCUGAUGAAGUCCAGGGGAAUUCCUGAGAUCAGUGCAAGCAACCCCAUCAAAUCCAGUUCAGAGGAGGCAUUUUUUAUCAGGCUGUCUUCAGAGCUCUACAACGUUUCCCCGGAAUUCCAGAAUCUAGUGCCCGGCCUCAAUCAACAGAUUGGAGCAACUUACCCUAUUGCCCCUCCUCAAACUAUCAGAAUAAAUGGAAAGAAUAAUGGAAAUGAAGCAUGGAGAAGCACGGGCCUGUAUGUCCCCCCAAUGAAAACAGCCAGCUUGCUAUUUCCCUACAAUGCCAUUGGUGCCAAAUUACAGGUGCAGAUCGGUUGCCAUUCGGAUGACAUAAGUGAUGCUGAGGAGCUGAAACGAGCUCCCGUCGUAACAAGGAGGUUUGAAGUUAAGACUCAGAGGGUGGAAGUCUCCAGCCUGUGGGGUGGCCUCUUGUACAUCGUUGUGCCAGAGAAGUCGUCAGUGGGCCUGAUCUCUGUUACCAUCGAAGGAGCGGUCCAGGCACCUUAUUACAAACAUGGUGAAACUAGCACGUCUGCCUGGCAGAACACUAUCCGCCACUUUCCUGCUCCCUGGGCUGAGCUAGAAACCGCAAACGUUAUUUUGACAGUGCCAGCAGACAAUGUGCGGACUAUGGACAAUCCUGGGAUUCUUCUCACCAUCUGGGACGACAUGAUGAAGGCAGUGGCCAAGUUAGCAUCCGUCCCUGCUGUUUUCCCCAGGCCAGAGAGAAUUGUGGCAGAUGUUCAAAUAUCAGUUGGUUGGAUGCAUGCUGGCUACCCAAUCAUGCUUCACUUGGAGUCAGUGCAAGAGAUGAUAGAUGUGCAGUCCAUACAUGCCAAUGGCCUAUGGGGCCCCAUUCAUGAGCUAGGGCACAACCAGCAGCAGGACGGAUGGGAUUUUCCACCUCACACCACUGAAGCCACCUGCAACCUAUGGUCUGUCUAUGUAAAUGAGACUGUCCUGAGCACCCCAAGAGAAAGGGCCCACGAGGAACUUCUGCCGGAGCUCAGAAAGACAAGGAUUGAAAAUUAUAUUAAAACCGGCCAACUAAAGGACUUUGAGCUGUUUACUGCACUGGAACCAUAUUUGCAGCUGCAGGAGGCAUUUGGAUGGGAGCCCUACAUGCGCAUUUUUGCCGAGUACCAGAAAAUGACCCAAAUCCCAGAAGACAACGAGUCCAAGAUGAAUCUGUGGGCAGAAAAGUUCUCCCAGCAAGUGAAGAGAGAUCUAGGCCCUUUCUUUCAAGCCUGGAAGUGGCCUAUUAAGAAAGAGCUUUCUCAGAAGCUGGCCAGAACCUUCCCCGCAUGGGCAGAGAAUCCAAUGAAGCAGUAUGUGUCUCCAUAAGGAAUCAGAAGUGCUUGGGUCUGAAUGAAUGAAUCUGAAGGACACAAUUAAAUUGAAUCAACUGCGAGAUGAAUUCCGCUUAAAAUUGCUUGCUGCUGAUUUGGGUUUGAUGAUUUGCCUAAUGCUUUUUUU